Molecule: messenger RNA, 1475 nt
Organism: Oncorhynchus masou masou (cherry salmon)
Lineage: Eukaryota; Metazoa; Chordata; Actinopteri; Salmoniformes; Salmonidae
Product: charged multivesicular body protein 2b-like
Exons: 6
Coding region: 110-754 (214 amino acids)
Biological process (GO): late endosome to vacuole transport; endosome transport via multivesicular body sorting pathway; protein transport
Cellular component (GO): ESCRT III complex; multivesicular body
Source: RefSeq, a predicted model, not a curated record
UCUCGAACCAGGAAAUAAACAAGUCGGUGGUCUGGUUUAAUUCACAGGCGGUGUCCUUUUUAAAAUAGCAUUGGAUUAUAGCUAUUUGGCUAAAUUAUCGCCUGUCACCAUGGCCGGCUUCUUCAAGAAAAAGACAGUAGAUGAUGUGAUAAAGGAGCAGACCAAAGAGCUGAGAGGAACCCAGAGACAGAUCACCAGAGACAGAUCUUCCCUGGAGAAACAGGAAAAACAACUGGAGAUGGAGAUUAAGAAGAUGGCGAAGACGGGGAACAAGGAGGCGUGUACCAUCCUGGCCAAACAGCUGCUUCAGCUGAGGAGACAGAAGAACAGAAGCUACGCCGUUGGUUCAAAGGUCACCUCCAUGUCCUCUCAGACCAAACUCAUGAACUCCCAGAUGAAGAUGGCAGGGGCCAUGGCAACCACUACCAAAACCAUGCAGGCUGUCAAUAAGAAGAUGGACCCUCAGAAGAUGCAACAGACCAUGCAGAACUUCCAGAAGGAGAACAUGAAGAUGGAGAUGUCAGAGGAGCUGAUUAACGACACGCUGGACGAGAUCUUUGACGAGUCCGGAGACGAGGAGGAGUCUGAUAGCAUUGUUAACCAGGUUCUGGACGAGAUCGGCAUUGAGAUAUCAGGAAAGAUGGUGAACGCUCCUUCAACCAGCAGAAACAACCCCACCUCUUCUGCCACCAAAUCAGACGGCAUCUCAGACGAAGACAUCGAACGACAGCUCAAAGCCUUGGGAGUGGACUAACACACACACACACACACCCUGUGCCUGGACACACACACACACACACACAUACCCUGUGCCUGGACACACACACACACACACACACACGACUCCCCCUGUUCAGUUUCUGACAUGCCUUUUCUGGGAUAUAGUGACACUAUUAUAUUUAUAUAUAUAUCUAUCUGACUAUAGAUGGCACAUGGUGUAGUUGUAGAUGUCCUGCAGUGUAUUGGGUCUACGCAGUGGGCCACACAAGGAGAGUGAGUUUUGAAUAACAGGGCCACCACGUUCAGUAGCCUAAUGUUGUAGAACGUCGCUGAUACAAUGUAACGAAUAAGAGCCUCAUUCUACACGUCAGAGAGGCGUGUUUUUGUUCUGUACAGCACGCUCCUAUCUGAACGUUGCAAAACGUUUUCGUCCUACUGAACGCGCCCCUCCCCAGGUUUCCCACCUGUGUGGAGUUUUAGAACAGGAAGUAAAGGACAACACUCAUUGUCAGCCAUAUCUUUUCAUUUUGAAUGCAUGAACAGUAGAAUCUGAAACUACCUUACCUUUAUCCCUGUGUCCCCCCCCCACUACCUUACCUUUAUCCCUGUGUCCCCCCCAAGCCCCACCUCUCCCUGUGUCCCACGGAGACCUGGGCUUCUGAGGCCGACUGGAUCUCCAUGUUAUUACAUUACCACAUAGCCCCACCUCUCCCUGUGUCCCCCCUCCCCUUAGCCCCACCUCUCCCUGUCCCCCC